Molecule: messenger RNA, 1903 nt
Organism: Carassius carassius (crucian carp)
Lineage: Eukaryota; Metazoa; Chordata; Actinopteri; Cypriniformes; Cyprinidae
Product: 2-Hydroxyacid oxidase 2-like
Exons: 9
Coding region: 126-1244 (372 amino acids)
Molecular function (GO): FMN binding; oxidoreductase activity
Source: RefSeq, a predicted model, not a curated record
UUUGUGCAAUCCUACCUGAACACAUGUGGCAGAGAAACAAAGUACAGAUCUCAGGAGCAAAUCAAGAGAUUUAGCGACACGACUGUGAACUUCAUACAUAUGCAGAACUGGAGUGUCGUAAAGAUAUGAACAUAUUGGACUCUAGUGGUGAGGAAGGAGUCUGUGUAGAAAUGACUAUGGUCUGUUUGAGUGAUUUUGAGGAAUAUGCCAAGCAGCACCUCUCAAAGGCUACAUGGGAUUAUUAUGAUGCUGGAGCUGAUGACUCUUGCACCAGAGAUGACAACUUGCUGGCCUAUAAACGGAUCCGCUUGAGGCCGCGGAUUUUACGUGAUGUGUCGCUCAAUGACACUCGGACCUCUGUGCUGGGAAUGGAGAUAAGCUUCCCUGUGGGAAUUGCUCCCACAGCUUUCCACUGCCUUGCGUGGCAUGAGGGAGAACUGGCCACUGCUAGAGCCACUGAGGCAGUGAACACCUGUUACAUUGCCAGCACAUACUCCACAUGUUCAGUGGAGGAGAUUGCUGAAGCAGCGCCCAGCGGCUACCGCUGGUUCCAGCUGUACUUGUACCGGGACCGUAAGCUCUCUGAGCAGAUUGUGCGCAGGGUGGAGGCACUUGGCUUCAAAGCUCUGGUGCUUACAGUUGAUGUGCCCUACACUGGCAAACGCCGCAAUGACAUACGCAACCAGUUUAAGCUUCCACCUCACCUGAAGGUCAAGAACUUUGAGGGUAUGUUCCAGGAGCAGGCUGGUUCCCAGGAGGAAUACGGGAUCCCUGCUAACACACUGGACCCGUCGAUCAGCUGGAAGGAUGUGUGCUGGCUCCAGUCUCUAUCACGGCUGCCUAUAAUCAUCAAGGGCAUCCUUACUAAAGAGGAUGCAGAGCUGGCCGUAGAGCAUGGUGUCCAAGGGAUAAUUGUGUCUAAUCAUGGGGGCCGGCAACUGGAUGGAGGGCCUGCAACGAUAGAUUGUCUACCUGAGAUAGUAGAUGCAGUGCAGGGCCGGGUCGAGGUCUACAUGGACGGAGGGAUCCGUACGGGCAAUGAUGUGCUGAAGGCCAUAGCCUUGGGAGCCAAAUGUGUGUUUAUUGGCAGACCAGCAAUAUGGGGCCUGGCUUACAAGGGAGAGGAAGGAGUCAGAGAGAUCUUACAGAUUCUACACGACGAGUUUCGCUUAUGCAUGGCGCUGUCAGGUUGCCGAAAUGUUGCUGAGAUCAACAGGAACCUCAUUCAGUUCUCCAGACUUUGAACAGCAAAGAGGACUUUAGUAAUUUCUGCUUUACCACUGACAGCAAAGAUCCAGUUCAUCCACUAUUAAUUCUAAAUGUAUUCAAGAAAAACUGUUGAUUUAAGUCACAUUUAGCAAAAAUGACAUAUUUACAUAUGUUCAGAGUGUAUGGAUGGUUUUAGUACAGUAUUUUUAUUCCAGUAAACACUAUGCACGGCACUGUAUAAAUUCCACACUAUUUUGUCUAAGAGUGAAUUAUUUUAGUACCAAUGAAUCUCCAAUCAGAAAUUGUCAAAUGUAUUUAUAUAGUGCUUUUUAAAAUACAAAUUGCUGCAAAGCAGCUUUAUUGUAGUAAAGAGAAAAACAGCAGCAAAAUUGUUCAUUCAGGAUUCAAAUGUUUCGGUUCUCAUAAUUAUGACAUCUAUUUCAACUAUAAAGCAGUUAUGCAGAAGAUAAUAAUCCAGUAAAUGACCUAUUUUGUGCUUUACAUGCUCCACUGUAUGGCAGAAACUAAUUCACAGGACUGAGUAAGUCCGUAAUGCCCAAAGUCAACAACGCUAUCUUAUGUAAAUUAAAUAAUGUGCAGUUAUUUAUCAAUUUAUCAUCAGUACUGAAACAAUUGAACAUUAAAAUAUCCAGUGUGGCAAUACUAAAUAAUACAAAAAUUCUCUAAAAGUAAU